UGAAAUUAAUGAAAAUUGCUGUCAAAGGCAAAAGUUUCUAGGGUGUGUAUCGUCUCAAUUUUUAUUCACGUUGAAUUCAUUCAUUAAAAAGAAGGAAGUCAUAUUAUUUCCCACAAAGGCGCUGCAGCUUUUCAAGAAAAAUUAACAACUCUCCACAUCCAAAUCUAAAACUUAAAAUAAUAAAAUAAAAUUUUAGUUAGUCCUCCAUAUUGCCACCAACACAACCAUUACCAUCUAUAUCACCAUUCAACAACACCUUCACACAUUCAACAAGCCCUUUAUGCACUUGCAAAACGUUAACGUUUAAAAUUUGCAACACUUACUCGUAUACCCACCUAGCAACCUAGAAAAAAUUGCUAUUUCUUUACCAACGGCAUCUAUUGUGCAAAUUUUCAACCAUAGGCCUAUCCGAGACAGCCGUUAUGGACGUAAUGUCAUCCUCACUGCAACAACAACGUAUUGUCGUCGAUCAGUUGCGCCGCGAGGCGGCCAUCGUUCGUCAACCCAUCUCCGAGUCCUGUGCUCAGAUGAUCAAAUACAUCACAGAGCACGAGCAGGAGGAUUACCUAUUGACUGGUUUCUCCAGCCAAAAGGUUAAUCCUUUCCGUGAGAAGUCCUCCUGCACCGUACUUUAAACUGUUUACAACAACAACUAACAUUCACACCUAAAAAGCCAGUCGUCGUUGCCAAUAUUGAGGUGUGAGUAGUGUGCAAAAGCAGAGGAAAUUUGGCGAGUUUGGAGUUUUCUUUUGGCAGUUUAAUGGUUACAGUUUCGUAAGUGUGUAUGGAUGUGUAUGCAGUGGAGAUGCAAAGCCGGCUAGCAGACAACAAAGAUACCAAACUAACUGCGAUUGUGAGCAGGGAUUUUGCGAAAUGGUGAACGAUGGGGUAACGAACGCGUACGAUUUGAAUUUGAACAAUAUCUCAAGUACUGUGGGACAAUUAAGUGCACAUAUUAAAAUGCAAACGAAAUAGUUAAAGCAAAUAAAAACAUACAUAUAUAUCUACUUAUACACUCUCAGAUAUGAUAUGCACGUUAGCAUUUGAUGAUGAAUUAUAUACAACACAUCCGUACAUAUUAUAUACAGACAUAUAUAUUUACCUACUAUUUGUAAACAAAAACUGAAUAUGAUGAUGCGUUCGAAGCAAGUGUGGCAGUAAAAAAAACCUAUAGACUAGCGAAUUAAAGACCACCACUUAACAAAACCACCAUAAUAAGUUAUAAUAAAACCAUGUAACGAACUCAUACAUUUCCAAAAACCGUAUUACGCCAAAGUGACUCACUACUUUCCUGUAUUAAACACAGCUACACAGGAAGACAGACUUGUAGGCGAAAAAAUGCCAUUCGUGCAUAUUUACAAAAACUAAAAACAAAAACACAAUUACACUUUAUAUACAUAUAUACUACAUAGCUAUGUAAAUCACAUAAUUUAUAAAAUACUGCAUAAAUAAUACUUAUACUUUUUUGAACGAAAUUAUUCCAAAUAAAGAAAACCUCCUUAUUGGCAAAACAACUACCAACAAAACAAA
Molecule: messenger RNA, 1530 nt
Organism: Anastrepha ludens (Mexican fruit fly)
Lineage: Eukaryota; Metazoa; Arthropoda; Insecta; Diptera; Tephritidae
Gene: Ggamma1
Product: guanine nucleotide-binding protein subunit gamma-1
Exons: 2
Coding region: 423-635 (70 amino acids)
Biological process (GO): G protein-coupled receptor signaling pathway
Cellular component (GO): heterotrimeric G-protein complex
Molecular function (GO): G-protein beta-subunit binding
Source: RefSeq, a predicted model, not a curated record